Messenger RNA from Haplochromis burtoni (Burton's mouthbrooder), 549 nucleotides. Its product is annotated as acyl-coenzyme A amino acid N-acyltransferase 2-like. Gene Ontology annotation, biological process: fatty acid metabolic process; acyl-CoA metabolic process. The record is from RefSeq and is a predicted model, not a curated record. Gene Ontology annotation, molecular function: fatty acyl-CoA hydrolase activity. Lineage: Eukaryota; Metazoa; Chordata; Actinopteri; Cichliformes; Cichlidae. The transcript has 4 exons. The coding region runs from base 3 to 458 and encodes 151 amino acids.
AGAUGUUAACAAACAGUACCAUCUCUGUCCUGUUCUGCUCUUUAAGUGACCAGAAACAUUGGGAGCUCGAUGAUCGAGGCCGUGUGAGUUUCAGACAUGUCUCUCUGCCGGAUAAUCUGCCCCCUGAGAACAAACAGAAGGUAAAGAACAUCACCUGUCCUCUCAUGUACAUAGUGGGUGAAGACGAUCUGUGUGCUGCAAGCACAGAGAAUGCAGAUGUGAUUGAGGAGGCCCUGAGGUCUGCAAGUAAAUCCCAGCUGUUUACCCGUUUGUCAUAUCCCGGUGCCGGUCACCUGAUCGAGCCACACUACGCACCGUGUGCAAGAGUGUCUCUAUGGAGAGCCAAACCAGAGAAAUUAUUCACUCUGUGGGGAGGUCACCCCGCACCCCACACUGCUGCUCAAGAGGAUUCCUGGAAGAGGAUCCUAGAGUUUAUGGAAACCCAUCUGAGGCGGUGAAUCUCCACAUGGACAAUAAUCCAUCGUUAACAUGAUUCUGAAAUCCUGCAUUUGUUUGAGCUGUGAAAGAUGUCCUACGACUGGUGUGCAA